Messenger RNA from Ceratotherium simum simum (southern white rhinoceros), 2163 nucleotides. Lineage: Eukaryota; Metazoa; Chordata; Mammalia; Perissodactyla; Rhinocerotidae. The record is from RefSeq and is a predicted model, not a curated record.
GCGUGCCGCGCACUCGAGCGUGCCUGGCGCCGGCGCUGGGCUCGUCGGCGGGUGGUGGCGAUGUCUGGCCGCUCCAAGCGGGAGUCUCGUGGUUCCACCCGCGGGAAGCGGGAGUCUGAGUCGCGGGGCAGCUCGGGUCGUGUCAAGCGGGAGCGAGAUCGGGAGCGGGAGACCGAAGCGCCGAGCUCCCGGGGCAGCCCGGUGCGCGUGAAGCGGGAGGUCGAGCCGGUGAGCGCGCGCGAGGCCCCGGCGCCCGUCGUCCCGGCGGUGCGGGUGAAGCGGGAGCGCGAGGCCGACGAGGACUCAGAGCCGGAGCGGGAGGUGCGAGCAAAGAAUGGCCGCGUGGAUUCCGAAGACCGGAGGAGCCGCCACUGCCCGUACCUGGAUACCAUUAACAGCCUUUCAUCCUUCCCUACAGGCCGGGGUUUGAAGUCUCACGCAUAUAUUCACAGCGUCCAGUUUAGCCAUCAUGUCUUCCUCAACCUCCACACUCUCAAGUUUUAUUGCCUUCCAGACAACUAUGAGAUCAUCGAUUCCUCACUGGAGGAUAUCACGUAUGUGUUGAAACCCACUUUCACCAAGCAGCAGAUUGCAAACUUGGACAAACAGGCCAAAUUGUCUAGGGCAUAUGAUGGCACCACUUACCUGCCAGGUAUUGUGGGACUGAAUAACAUAAAGGCCAACGACUAUGCCAACGCUGUCCUUCAGGCUCUGUCUAAUGUUCCUCCUCUCCGGAACUACUUCCUGGAAGAAGACAAUUAUAAGAACAUCAAGCGUCCUCCGGGGGAUAUCAUGUUCUUGUUGGUUCAGCGUUUUGGAGAGCUGAUGAGAAAGCUCUGGAACCCUCGAAAUUUCAAGGCACAUGUCUCUCCCCAUGAGAUGCUUCAGGCUGUUGUCCUUUGCAGCAAGAAGACUUUUCAGAUCACCAAGCAGGGGGAUGGAGUCGACUUUCUGUCCUGGUUUCUAAAUGCCCUGCACUCAGCUCUGGGGGGCACAAAGAAGAAAAAGAAGACUAUUGUGACUGACGUUUUCCAGGGGUCCAUGAGGAUCUUCACUAAAAAGCUUCCUCAUCCUGAUCUGCCAGCAGAAGAAAAAGAGCAGCUGCUCCAUAAUGACGAGUACCAGGAGACGAUGGUGGAGUCCACCUUUAUGUACUUGACGCUGGACCUUCCUACCGCCCCCCUCUAUAAGGACGAGAAGGAGCAGCUCAUUAUCCCCCAGGUGCCACUCUUCAACAUCCUGGCCAAGUUCAACGGCAUCACUGAGAAGGAAUAUAAGACUUACAAGGAGAACUUUCUGAAGCGCUUCCAGCUCACCAAGCUGCCUCCCUAUCUAAUCUUUUGUAUUAAGAGAUUUACUAAGAACAAUUUCUUUGUGGAGAAGAAUCCAACUAUUGUCAACUUCCCUAUUACAAAUGUGGAUCUGAGAGAAUACUUGUCUGAAGAAGUACAAGCAGUACACAGGAAUACCACCUAUGACCUCAUUGCCAACAUCGUACAUGAUGGCAAGCCCUCCGAGGGCUCCUACCGGAUCCAUGUGCUUCAUCAUGGGACAGGCAAAUGGUAUGAAUUACAAGACCUCCAGGUGACUGACAUCCUUCCUCAGAUGAUCACGCUGUCAGAGGCUUACAUUCAGAUUUGGAAGAGGCGAGAUAAUGAUGAAACCAACCAGCAGGGUGCUUGAAGGAGGAGUCUGCGGUUUUGUUCUGGGUGCUUUUGACUGAAGAUGGUAAAUAAGAAUACUGAGGUGUCAUUGCACAGAGGCUGACUCACACAUUCCUUGGGCCAGCCCAGUUUUUAUGGGUUCUGGUUCAGACCCGAGCAUCAGAGGGGCCCACUCGCCUGGGAUGGCUCUGCGCUGUCACCCAGCUGUUCUUUGAUCAAUUUAUUGUAGAUUGAUGCUUCUUUCUCCUUCCUGUCCAGCUGCCUUCUAGCUUCAGCAGGCCAGAACUCUCUUACAGUUGUAUGUAAUUUAUUUCUGAGUAGCUGGGACUAUCUGAAGGACAAGAUAAUUUCUUCUAAAUGUCAAAGCCUCAGUAUUCUAGGAAUAAGAGCAAAAAGCCGGUAACGUCCUUCUUCUAUCAUAGGUAGAUAAUUUUCCUGUGAUUCUCUUUAUUUCCUGAUGUGUUUAUUGGAGUGGAUUAAAUAUUUUUCUGUUUUUAAA